This is a messenger RNA of Saprolegnia parasitica CBS 223.65, 693 nucleotides long. RefSeq lists its product as hypothetical. The transcript has 6 exons. Lineage: Eukaryota; Oomycota; Saprolegniomycetes; Saprolegniales; Saprolegniaceae. The record is from RefSeq and is a predicted model, not a curated record. Bases 1 to 693 code for a protein of 230 amino acids.
AUGGAGCGCCUCCAGGUGUACCUCUCGAUCGUGCUCGAUGAAGCCGAGGUGAAGAAGCUCCUUUCGACGCUGGCGCUGCCCCGCGGAAGCUGGUACCGCCUUCAAACGAUCGACCAUCUCGUCGACAAGACGACGCAUGUGUUGCUGUCUGCCAACGCCGAGGCGAGCCGGUUUCUCUGCAGCCGCUACCAGAAAGGAGUCCAGCGCAUUCUUGCGAGCCGCAUCGUGGUCGUUCGCGCGCAAAAGUACGUGGCGUUGCCAGCGACGAGCACGGUCCAACGUGACACCUACCUCGAUCACCUCGACCCCUUCGACGACUGUUCCCAGCACCCGGCUGCCCAGCGCAACAACAACGACGACGACGCUCUACCAAACGAGAUGACGCCAACGAUUCCGCUUGCCUACGUCAUGGAGCUUCUCGACAUCCUGGGCGACGACGUGGCGCGCGUGCGCGACUUGUUCGAGGCGCACGCCAGACACCAGCGCGUGAGUCUCGAAGGCAUGACUGACAUCCUUACAUCCGAUGGCUCCCACGUGGCGCUGGACCUCGUGCUGCGACUGGUCUCGGACAUGGUCCAGAGCCGCACUGUGGCGCUGCAAUCGCCGCCAUUCGACCUCAAGGCGCACGUACUUGGCUACACGGAUGUGCUCUCGGUUUACGUCGUCUUCCACCGGCAGUACUUCAAUCGAUGA